AUGCACAGCAGAGCUUACUUAUUGCUGCAAAAAGAAUAUCGCCAAUUUAGGGAGAGCGAACUCCAGGGUAUUAUUGCUGUUCCUCUUUAUGAAAAUAUGAUGGAUUGGGAUGUUCAGAUGAAUGGUCUCCUGGGUACCCCUUGGCAAGGGUUGUUCUUCCGUUUAACCAUGAACUUCACAUUGGAGUACAACUUCGUCCCUCCGGUUGUGAAAUUUACCAUCGUGCCAUUUCAUCCCAACGUACACCAAACUACUGGCAAGCCUUGUAUAGAUUUUUUGGAUGACCUGACCAAGUGGAAAGAAGGGUAUACAUUUAGCAGCAUCUUACUCACUAUUCAGGUUAUGCUUUCUGAACCAGUUUUAGAUAAUCCAGUGAAUUUGGAAGCUGCUCAAAUGCUGAUGUUGAAUCGAUCUAUGUAUAUGCUCAUAAAUCAUAAAAUUUUUAAGGAGGCAGUACUGUCAGCAAAGAAAAAAGGCAAGCUGGAUUUGACUAAACUCCAGUUUGUACCUCCCAAAUUUACGAGAAAAGUCUCGUUUAAUGAUUACUACAUGACGUGGUGUAGAAUAGCCACAUCAAAAGUGGAUGACCAUGACAGAGCCUCAUUGUUUGAGGAUCCAAAUUUUAUUGGAAUGUAUUAUAAAUGGAAGACAGCUGAAAGAAACCAUCCUAAAGAGUGGAAUUUGAAGUAA
Suncus etruscus (white-toothed pygmy shrew) is the source of this 690-nucleotide messenger RNA. RefSeq names its product ubiquitin conjugating enzyme E2 U (gene UBE2U). Lineage: Eukaryota; Metazoa; Chordata; Mammalia; Eulipotyphla; Soricidae. The transcript is spliced from 8 exons. Bases 1 to 690 code for a protein of 229 amino acids. The record is from RefSeq and is a predicted model, not a curated record.